Molecule: messenger RNA, 921 nt
Organism: Linderina pennispora
Lineage: Eukaryota; Fungi; Kickxellomycota; Kickxellomycetes; Kickxellales; Kickxellaceae
Exons: 1
Source: RefSeq, a predicted model, not a curated record
CUCCUAUGGUUUAUUGGUGACUUGCCUACUAAUGGCUACGUAAGCGUUGUUGGGCCAUGGGCCUUAUGUAAGCUGUGGGAAAUAUGGGGGCGUGCCUCAUCUGCCUUUAUAUUUUCGUCAUCGAUAAUGAUGCGUGCAUAUGCCUUCGACGUGGUUUUCAAUCGUGGAAAGCCCUAUCGGGGUUGGGCUAUAUUCGGGCCAGUCUUACUAAUCGCCACGGCUAUUCUUGCAUACGAUAUCGCUGGGCAGAUAAUCGAGGACCGUCUUACAGUGUCCUUACUCCAUUCUCUUCAAGUCUGCUAUUAUGCUGAGGCAUUUCGUAUUUCGAGUCUAUCAAUCGUAUGGUUUUGGUGGCUCUUGGUUAUAUUCUUCACUGUCCGCAUCCGUAAAAUCCAUUCCUCAUUCAACGAAUUCCGGAACUAUACAUACAUGAUCACCAUAGUUCUAUCCUUUGUACUUGGGACUACGAUUCUCCAUAUCGUGUUUCCCAAAUACCCGCUAAACAGGGUUGUACGGAUUAUUACCACGGCAAGCGACAUUAUCAUGUGUAACAGCAGCAUCUGGAUCAUAGUCGCACACCCCACAUACAAAUGCAUGUUUGACCACGACCGAUAUCUGGAUGAGUGGUACACAAAGCUCCGCCGUGACGGACUCCAGCGCGCAUAUGAAAUGGAUUCAGACCAAGCUGAUGGCGCGAGUAGUGAGGAACACUCUUCAACUGAAAAUCCUCCACAGAGCCCCGGCCAGCAGACCACCGACGAGCAGACUACCAACCAGCGAACCACCGACGAGCAGACUACCAACCAGCGAACCACUGACCAGCAAACUACCAACCAGCAGACUGCCAGCACUGGACAAGCCGUGAAGGCAGCAGGGUAGCAAUAUGGAUUGAGAAUAUACUAUUUGGAUUUUGAACACUAC